AUGUCAAGCCCAGCAGCCAAACGUUUGCGGACCAAUACCAUUGGAGAUGCCCAGACAACUCAAGCCGAAAUCCCAUCAGCUACAUCUCAAGCAACAGCUACAUCUUCGCAAGCAACAGCAGAGAAAGCUAAGGAUCUUUUCGAGCAGCUUGAAAAGAAAGAGAUUCGCAGGCUUCUCAUUGACGCAGCAAAAGCACACCCAGAUGUGCUACUCGGGAUGGAGGAUUCAAUCAAAGCUGCGAUCGAACGCGAAAAAGCCCGUGUUAUCAAUUUUGACCAUCAUUCGAAAAACGUUUGGUGGUCAAUCAACUGUGAGCACAGCUCUAAGCGCGGCUCGGCACAGUAUGAAAUGGCGUACGAUGUUGCUCAGGGUGUGGAAGACACCAUUGUGUCUAUUGUAAUAGAGUGUGGCCCCAACUCAAGCUUCGGGACGCGCGUGAACGGUCUCUCCGUGCUUCGCAAGAUUGAAAAGACGAUCGCUCUUUCUGAAGGUGACACGAUUGCACAUGAGGUCAAGAACAGUUUCCAAUCGAAUACUGUUCUCACGCGUGGAAUGAUGAAGAUCCUCAACACGAUGGAGCGCAGUGAACUCGAUUCUAUUUUGAAGUCAGAUUUGUACGAAAAGCUGGUGGAUUUGGACGAGUUAUCAGAUGGCUACUGUCUUUUCGAAGGACUGGCCGAGGUGCUGUCCAAAACUCUUGGGGAAGAUGGAAAAAAAGCAGGAAGAGCCAGAAAAAUGCGGCGAAGGAGAACCAGAAGUCAUCGUCCUGGAAUAGCAGGCUCAUGUCAAUCAGGAGAGAGAAAUGCAAAAGAACGUAAUGUCCUACUCAGCGGUAAACCGAGACUCUUGAUCUCUGGCGGAACGGGCUUUGUAGGAUCGGCUAUCACUCGAGCUCUUGUCAAAAAGUAUCCAGCAUGGGAUUUGACCGUCAUUGAUCAAAAUCCCCCAAGCGCUAAACAUGAGCUUCCGGGGGGUGUCUCAUAUCGGCAGGUUGAUAUUACAUCGAUCGAAGCCGUGAAGAGUGCAUUUGCGGCUGUGAAUCCUCAUGUCGUUGUUCACACCGCUGGAAUCAUCCCCGGGCUGGCUGAGCGGUUCCGUCGCCGAAUGCAAUCGAAAGUUUGGCAGGUCAACGUCGAAGGCACACGAAACAUGCUUCACGAAAGCAAACAGACCGGCGUAGAGGUCUUUGUGUACACCAGCUCUUGCUGCGUGGUAACCGAUGAUACGCUCAGUCCAUAUCCCAAUGUUGACGAAGAGUGGCCUUCCUCACUCAAGUCAACCAUCUACGGAGAAUCCAAGGCUGCUGCAGAGGCACUAGUGCUCAAGGCCUCGAACAGUGAGAUGUCUACCUGUGCCCUGCGGCCAUCGGUCCUCUGCGGGCCAGGAGACUGCCAACUGCUGCCACCGAUUCACGCAUGCAUUGCCAAUCACGAAACGGCCUUUCUGAUUGGGGACGGACUCAACCUGUGGGACAUUACGCAUGUCGACAAUGUAGCAGACGCGCAUGUCCUCGCCAUCGAGAAUCUCCUCUCGACUCGCACUGCCGCCGGCGAAGCGUUCUUUAUCCAAAACAACGAGCCUAUCACAUUCCGUGACCUCUGUUUGGCAAUUUGGGCACAUUUUGGGCACAUUCCACCUUUUCAAGUACGUAUUCCACAGACUAUGGCGUAUCUCGUUGGGUUGGCGUGUGAGACUGUCACCUGGGCUAUGGGAUCGACGGCAACUUUGAGCCGUGGGAGCGUCCGAGAUGCAUGUGCCGUUCGAUAUGCCAGUGGCGAAAAAGCCAAAGAAAUCCUGGGGUAUGAGGCCCGCAUCGGCAUCGAAGAGGCCAUCCGUUUGAGUUGCGAGGUAAGUGACCGGUGGAGUUUCCUUCUGUCUAGCCAUACUCACAGCCCCAGGAUUACGCCUCUCGUCUGCUACUUGCUCAAGAUCAAACCCCCGAUGUCACAAGGGACGCAGGGCCCCUGUCCACCCUGCCUGGAGAUUCAGAUAAAGUUCACAUGGGCAAUUGACGGGGAUUUUUAA
This is a messenger RNA of Penicillium olsonii, 2025 nucleotides long. The record is from the annotation of a GenBank genome assembly. NCBI's taxonomy places the organism in Eukaryota, Fungi, Ascomycota, Eurotiomycetes, Eurotiales, Aspergillaceae.